AUGAAGCCAGUACAGAGCAGGAUGAAAAAGGAUGAAAUUAAUCCAAUGCUUGACUUCUUGGUUAUUGCGCCUGAAAGAAGUCUGGAAACUAAAGUACAGAGUCAAAACUGGACUAAUGACACAGAAACAAAGAGCAUCAAUUUAGAGCACUCUGGCAUAGGCUGUACGUCUCUCACUGAUGCAGCUGAGAAAGGUUAUACAGAGUUGGGGCAAAGGUUAUUGGAUAUAAAUUGCAAUAAGCAUAAUGGCCUGACUCCUCUUACUUUGACUGUACAAGAUGUGGACAUGUUGGAAAAACUGAGGGAUCUUAAACCAGCAGAGACUGUUCAAGAAUUUUUUGAACAUAAUGAAAGAUCAGCGAGUCAGUGUGCAGCCCAAGUGAAAAACACUGCAGGAAAAUAUCUGCCUGAUGUAUUACCAAAUCAAUUAUCACCACAAGGUAACUUCCUGGAAUAUGGAGAACCAAAUGGGCUAAAUGUUGAUCUUGGCUUCUGCAGUUCACAGAUGUCAACUGUGAACUCAGAAAACAUAAAUUGUUUGAUGAGAAGAAAUAAGGGACUAGCUUCUGAAAAAGACAAUGUUUUGGUCAAGCAAUCUGAUGGAACAAAUACAGAAUUUCACAGACAGACACAAGGUCCGCCAAUUCUUCUUGCUUUCAAUACUGCAAACAAUGCAUUACGAGAGAUGAUUUGUCUUUACAAUGAUUUAGAAACAAAUAGUGCAGAGACCACAUUGGAAAAUACUGGGAAAGGUCUCAAGAGAGAAAAACGUCAUUCAUCUCUCCCAGAUGAAAUGCUGUUGGCUUCUGUAAAGCUAAAGGGGCCAUCUUUACUAAAUGCACCAACCAGAAGGAACAAAUGGAUUGAAAAUGUGCCUGCUCUUGGAAUUAUCACUGGAAUGCACGGCUCGCAAUCUGAACCAAUUAUCAAUUAUACUGAAACACAUCUGGAUUGCUCGCAAGGUUCACAGACUCAUAAGCAAAAGUUAAAAAAGAAAGGGGCAACUGAUUCAGAGAAUAGCAGCAACACUUUUAAGCUGUCUUUACCACAACUGAUCACCAACAAUGCAAAGUCUUCAGUGCCUGAGCAACAUCUUUCAAUACAGGGAAGAAUCAUUGAUAAAUUAAAUGACAACAGUACUAUCUCUAAUGUCACUGCUACAACAUUGCCAUCAAAACACCCAUGUCAUUCUUUAUCACCAUAUGAAUCAAUAACAAAGAAAAAAGGACCUAACAACCAAUCCUUAGCAUUGUCUUACAGACAAGAAACUUCAGAUGAAUUUUCAAGUGCCAGUGUACCUAGCAACCAAAAGUUGUUCACUGUUGAUCAAUGUCCUGAAUGCACUCAAGGCUUUGAACCACAAUGUACACUGGCAUCUGAAAUAGGAUAUGGCAUUAAGAAUAAUGAACUGAAUUUAACCCUUCCUAUGCCACUUAAUGAUUCAAAGUAUGUAGCUUCUGGUACAAGAAUCAAACACGAGCCUCUAGAUGAAGAAAUAUCUCAACAUUUGUUUACAAAGGAUGUUACUCAUUCAACACCUACAAAAAAUACAUACUGCACCUCAGCUGAAUCAGAUGAAAAAUGCAAAUACAAAGAAGCUGAUAUUGCAGGAACAAACUUAGAUGAAGUAGUUGAUGCUAGUUAUUGCAAAGAUAGCAUUACACUAUUGGAUACAAUUCAGUGCAGCCAGCUGAAUUUAGAGAAUAGUGAGCCCCUUAAAGGAAGCACGAAUGCAGAUUUUUUUAACAUGACCACCAUAAGCCCAGAGGAAAAUACAAAUUUCCAGGAUGUACAACAUUCAAAAAUAUCAGUAAGUGAGACCCUUCUAUGCAAAGAGGAGCUGGAACCAAGUGAUAAUCUGUUUCAAAACAACAAUUUAAAAGAAAACAUAAACCACAAAGGCACGACUCAAAAUUUAGCGGAGAAUUUUGGACAAAGUGCAACGAUUCCAAAGAAGGCUGUCAGGACAAAAUAUGCCAUUUUUAUAAAGGAAAACGUGGCUCGGAAAGAUAAGAUUGACUUAAAAAGUACUUCUGCCAUACAUGUCACAGCAAAACAAUCACCAGCCAAAGCACAGAACUUCUUGAAAGUGAACCCUGUUAAAAUGAAGAGUGUUAGCAAGGCUAUGCCUUAUAAAGGCAACCAAAGCCUCAAGAUUUUAAUUUCAAAAGAACCAGAACAGAAAAAGAAAAUAAGCAAGGUUAACUGUGUUAAUCAAAGGAAUGUCUCCACUCCAGAAAGAACCAACAAAUGUAGUGCCAAUUCAUUACAGUGCCUCGCCAUUCCAACACAAAGUUGGCUGAAGAAAAGUACAUUUAUGCCCUCAACUGCUCAGCUACUAAAAUAUAAAGGCGGCCCUAGUCUCCCUUUGCUGAAAGAUCCUGAUCUACACCAAGUUCCAUCAAAAGUGAAAACAAAAGGACAAGUUGGAAUUAAAUGUCUCUUGAGAAAUGGAUCACUUUCUAAUGAACAAAAUCUUCCAAAUAUCAGCAGAAUUUCAAACAGUCUUAAUAAGUCACCAGUUCUGCAAGUUUCAAGAUCACAUUUCACGAAUGAUUUCUCUGCAUUAAAGUAUAGUGAUAUGUUUCAGGAAAUAAAUCCAACCGAAAAAGGCCCAGGCAUUUAUGAAAUGUUUGGCACUCCAAUGUAUUGCAUUACACGAAAGUCCACAAAUUGUGAAAGUAAUCAUAAAGUUAUUCAUUCUAUACCACCUAGAAGGCAAUCAAUAUGCAAGAAGUCCAAAUCAAACCAAGUAACUACAAGAAAUACUGCCAAGAUUUCAAAAAGUAAUCUGAACUCUAAACAUAAGAGAAGUCCCGGAAAUGUUAAAAAGAACGUAGAUGAGAAUGCAGGAGAGAAAAACACUCCUUUAUUCAGCGAUGAAGGACCAGAAAAUGUGGUACUUGCUGGCCACCAUUGCCACGUAAAAACCUAUAGGAAAGAGGCAUUAUCCCAUGAAUUAAUUAACCAAGAGAAAAGUGGCAAUCCCUCAGAUGGCAUAAACUCCCUUCAUUCAUUAUCAAAUAAUAAAGAUGAGCUAGAUAACCAGUAUUUGUCAACUAUUACAGAAAUCUCAUUUAAGCAAACUUCAAACAAAUCUAACAUUUCAGAAGAUUUAUAUAAGGAAUCAAGUACUUCUGUUAAUGGAGAUGAUCCAGGACAUGAUGCAACUGAUCAGUCCAAAUUUUACUCUUUGGGAGCACGCAAGGAUGCAGAUUGUCUUGCUACUGAUUUAUUUGAGUUACAACAGCAACUGAACAUCACACUUAAUGAAGAUGUAGAUUUGGGCAAAGGAAGUCAAAUUGUAGAAUGCCGAGGGACUACAGAUGCACAAGAGCCGACAACUGCUUUGACUAAUCCGGUUAUCUGGGAUGUUAGAGAGGAUGAAUCAGAAUCUAUUGCUUUAUGUACUGAAGACCAAGAUAACACCAUAUUUUCUACAGUAAAAGAUGCUUCAAACCCAGAUUUCAAUCUUAAUGGUUUUCCAGUUCAACGAAUGAUCAACACGUGGACUACAGAAGAGGUUUGCCCUCCACAUUGCCUUGACCGUAAUAGUCCGGACAGUCUUACGGAAGAGUUGCUUGCUUGUCUUGCAUCAGAAUUAUUGUUAGAAGAACAAAACACUUGUACUGACACAACAGAAGUGACCAAACCAUUUCUACAAAAGGAAGACGAUAGUAAGAAUGGCUUGUUUCAAAAUGGAUAUGGAAAACUAAAUGAGAAUAGCCUUCAGAGUGCAGAAUAUACAGUUACAAAACUAUGCAAGACUUCUAGCAGAUCAAACAGCUCACUAGGUUACUCUAUGAAAUCUGAAAGUAGCUCCAGUUGUGAGGAUGCCAUUAUAUGGACCAAAGGAAACGUGCUUGGCAAAGGGGCCUAUGGCACAGUAUACUGUGGUCUAACCAGUCAAGGGAAAUUAAUCGCUGUUAAACAGGUUUCUUUGGAUGCAACAAAUCAUAUUGCAGCAGAAAAAGAGUAUCAGAAAUUAGAAGAAGAAAUAGAGUUACUGAAAAAUCUAAAACAUGUCAACAUUGUGAGUUUUCUCGGUACAAACCUAGAAGCAAAUGUUGUUAGCAUUUUCAUGGAGUUUGUUCCUGGUGGUUCCAUUGCUGGUAUCAUUAGUCGAUUUGGACCAUUACCGGAACCUGUUUUUUGUACAUAUACUAAACAAAUUUUAAAAGGAGUGAACUAUUUACAUGAUAACAGGGUGAUUCACAGAGAUAUAAAAGGAAAUAAUGUCAUGCUUAUGCCUAAUGGUGUGAUAAAACUUAUUGAUUUUGGAUGUGCCAAACGCAUGACUUACGUGAACAUGAGUGAUACACACAGUGAAAUGUUAAUAUCAAUGCACGGAACUCCUUAUUGGAUGGCACCUGAAGUGAUCAAUGAGACUGGACAUGGGAAGAAAUCUGACAUUUGGAGUAUAGGCUGUACAGUGUUUGAAAUGGCAUCAGGGAAACCACCUUUGGCUCAUAUGGACAAAAUUGCAGCCAUGUUUUACAUUGGAGCAUACAGAGGUCAGAUGCCAAACCUGCCUGAAGAGUUCUCUGAGAAUGCAAGAGACUUUGUACAGAUUUGUUUAACAAGUGAUCAGCAUGAACGACCUUCAGCAAAACAUCUUCUACAACAUCCAUUCAUCACAAAGAAACAAUAAAAAAUACAUUCAGGAAGAUAAAAUUAUAGCAGAAAAUUUCAACAAUGCUUUCAACAGCUACUUUUGGACAGCAUAAAGACAUUUCAUAAUGAGUAAGUCAUGUACAUAAAACUGCAUUUUGUGAAGCAUCAUAUUUACACAUUCUAAAAUGUUUGUGCUAUCAGCUAUACAAGAAGCUAUUUUGUACUAUUUUUCCCCUCAUGAAGAAUUACUCUUUUUUGAAGUCUAAUACAUUGCAUGAAUUUCAUUUUUAUUUUGCAAUUGGAUAAUUAGGAAAUUUUUCACAAUGUUGCCCUUAAAACACUCAGCACCCUUUCCAAAAGGAGUAAAAACAAAAUGGCUGGUUCACCCUGGCAAAAUUUUUAAAAAGUUGCUCUUUGCAUUAGCCAAUCUACAGUUAAAAAGUUGCCUGACAUAAAAUAGGAAACUGGAAUGGCCAUUACUUGAGGUAAAGAUCUGUCAUUUUAUAAUGGCAGAUUGAGGCAGCUGUGGAUUUACUGAAUGCACAAAUGAAGAAUGCCCAGAAAUGUUUUGAUUAAAAAUAGGACUGACAGCCCUGCAAACAGACAAGCAACACGCUCCACCUUCUCUUCAUGUACAUGCCCACAAUGGCAUAGAUUCAUCCGAUUCAUUAAUCCAAUCACUGCCCAAUUGGUUUACUCAGCCAUCAGAAAAUUGAAACUCAAAAUAAGCAGCAUUUAAUGAUUCUGUAGUAGUGUCUAGGUCCAAAACAUCAGCUUUCCUGCUCCUCUGAUGCUGCUUGACCUGCUGCGUUUAUCCAGCUCGACACCUUACUAUCUCAGCGUUCAAUGACCUGUUUACAUUUGCUGUUCAGGUUCGCCUCAACACAGUUAUGGGUUAAGGAGACAAGGUGGCCAAAUCUCUGGAUAGCUAAUCAAUUAGGCUCUUCCAGUAUAGUGAUAGGAUCCCUAUCUUUAAGCCAAGAGGCCAAGCUUCAAAUAUACACUUCUGGAGCAGUUGGGACUAAUUUCUGUACAGGUUGUUGACAAAAUAUCCAGUUGUGGUUCAAACUUGGACAAGAGCUGAAAUCAGACGUGAGGUGAAAUUAGUGACUAACAUCAUGGCAGCUCUUGAGCAGGUGCAAGGAGCCCUAAUCGGAUGGGAAACUCCCCACUGGUCAGUCAGACCUAGCUCAUAUGAAGAUUGUUAGAACCACUGGAGGCCAAUCAUUUCAGCUCCAGUACUUGGCUGCACAAGUUCCUUAGUAAUGCCCUAGGUGUAAGCAUCUUCAGUGCUUCAUUAUUAACCUUCCCUUGUAAAAGUUUGGAAGUGGAGACAUUCAAUGUUUAGAAACUCAAGUAGUCCAUGUCCAUGCAAGACCUGAACAAAAUUCAGACUCAAGGUGAUGGGCUGUAAGUAACAUUCACACCACACAAGUAGUGUAAUGAUCACUUCCACUAAGCAAAAAAAAAGAAAAUCUCGCCACCUCUCCAUGACAUUACCAUUGGCAAAAUUAUCCACAAUCAACAUUUUGUGAAUGAUAAACCAUUCAUUCCCUCCAUCACCGUCACAGCAGCUGUGUACAAAGAUCAACUACAGAAACUCAUGGUCCUUAAACAGAACUAUCCAAACUCAGAAUCUAUCACCUAGAAGGUGAAGUACAGAUGUCUGGGGACAUCACCUACAGUUUCACCCUCAAGCCACAGUUCAAUAUGACCUGGAACUAAAUAGCCAUUCCUUUACCAUCACUGGAUUAAAACCCUGGAGCUCCCUUAGCUGCUUGGUGGGCGUAUCUACACCAGUUCAAGACAUCAGCUAUUCACGUCUGCAAAAACAUAGGAAACUGGCACAUAACCCCCAAAUCUCAUGAAGCUUGAGAACAUUAACAGUAAGAUACAGAUCUGCAGAAUCCCUUUGUACCUUCUCCCAACACUUCCCUUCCUCACCACCUCACAGCAUUAGAUUCUUGCCCAAGGAAGGGUGCACAAGUUCUAGAGACCUUCUUGUGGUUGGUCAACGAGUGGACAUAUUUCUAACUAGAUAACAUCAAAUAUAAACGCAGCAUGUGCUUGCCUGCCACUCAGGAUUAAUAAGUUCAAGUCACACCAUGCUAAUUUGCUUCCAGCUCAAUCAGGAAUGCCAUUAUCACAACAUUUUCUCUAAUUUUCUUACAAUUACCGUAUGAUCAUGGCCAAAAACCGUUCAAAAACACUGAUGCUUGUUUUGAGUAAUGUUGUGGAAAAUAUAGAGCACUUUUAACAGAUACUGAUAUGCGGUGUCAGCUGCAAUUCAGUGCAAACAAUCUUGUCCAAGUAAAGAUGAAAGUCUAGGUAAGAGUUUGAACACAAAAAUCCACAGGUGUUUCAGUGCAGUACUAGGAAUUUUUUUUUUGGACAUUCGAAUGGAUGCUAAAUGGAGGCUGCCUCCGCUCAACAAAAGUUCCAUGGAAUAGUUCUUCUGUUAAUGAAUAACACUUGAAAAGCAACAACUGGUCAUCACCACAUUGCAGUUUGUGGAACUUGUGUGCAAAUAGGUUACUGUAAUGUUGGAACAUGCGGACACAUUACAAAACUAUUUCUGACACUAUUUUAUAAUCUGGAACAAUAUUUAUCAUGAUCACAAGUGCCAGUGUAUUGCCAUGACUAGUUAGCUAAGAUUACCAACUUCAUAUUGAUUUUGUUGCUUAUUUUCUGUUCAAGAUGGCUCCAAAGUAACAAGUAAUUGACAGCUAUUGGCUUAUAAUACCCUAGGUAAGCAGUCUGUAGAGAAAUACCAAAAAGAAUGGGCAACGAAAAUGCUACAAGCUGAAGAACUGGGAGGCAGGUAUAAUUACAAUAUUUAAAAGGCAUCUGGGUGGGUAUAUGAACAGGAAGGGUUUAGACAGAAAGGAGCUAAAUGCUGGUAAAUGGGAUUCGAUCCAAUCGGGAUGUCUGAUUGGCUGAUAAGUUGGACCAAAAAAUCCGUUUCUGUGCUGUAUGACUACGACACUGUAAGAGUUCUAGAUGGAUGUCAAGUCUUUCAAUUUCAGAGCUAGAAAUAAAACUGUUGAUAUAGUUGAGGACCAAAUGCAUCAAAUGAUGUACCAUCUGUAUGCCAACUCAACGUACAUUUUGAGACUUCAGGAUAUAGUCCAUGUUUACCCCCUUAUAUUUUUGAUUUGUAAAGCUUCACUUAUUUGAACACAAGAUUACAGGCACCUUAAAAAUUAUGAAACAGUAUUGUUUGAGAUGAGCUUAGUAUGUUUAAUAGAGGACAACAGACAAAUUUAUGAAGUUUCCCUAAUUAAAAUAUGCUACAAAAGUGGUCACCAAAUGUAAUUGGUAUACUAGAUUUUAUGAAUUCCUCACACAUCCCCCUAUUUCAUUAGUAAGGCUAAUGAACCAAAACACACUUUCUACAACCAGGCUUCAAGCAGGGAAGUAAAACUGCAUUGUUCCUCGAAGUAAACAUUAGAGGAAUCAACUGCCGCCAAUAAAAUCUAUUCAUCCAAUACAGUUGUGUGUCAGGGAGGGUGUUUAGCAUAAACUUCACAUCAUAUCUGGGUGUCUGAUUACACUGAAAGCUCUGGGUAUUUCACAAAAGAUAAAAAUUACAUUAUUUAAAAAUGGACUGGUGAAACCUACUCAAAGAUUAGGUAAAGAAGGCACCAUCUUUCUGUGAACAUAAAAUUUCCUAGCAGGAUACUCUCCAUCCUUAAUAUUUGUCUUUUCACACCUUUGACUUAAUCCUUCACAAAUUGUCUGUUAUUGGGAAAAAAACAAAACUUGUAAUUUUUACCCUUCGUUGCAUUUCCGUACAACAGCCCAGUUCAUUGCCAAGUACUACAGAACACACUGCAGACACCAAAUGCAUCGAUUCUAAAAUACAGACCCUUAAAGGGUCUAAAGGAUGAAAUUUUAAAGAAAACUUAAAUUUUCCAGUUAAGCCAAAUAUGCAGCUCUUUUCUAAAAGAGAUGCUGAGGAGAACUUUCCAAGAGUUCCAUCAACUUCAGGAUGCUAACGUGUUCUUUCCCAUUUGUAUGGUCCACUUGGAAAAAUACAGUCAUGACCCAAUUAAGUGCUGGUACAGAAAGAGGAUAAAUUCCAAGAAUGAGCGUUGCAGUAUGUCUUUUGUUCAAAUAAAAGGGUAUGCUCUGACUACCAAUCUGUCUGCUAAUUGCGCACAUACAGACAGUACUAGUGAAUCCUGGCAGUUGCCUCAGCUGUAAACUGGCUUCACACUAGUUAUAAACUUGGGUUAUAAUUUAAAUGGAAACAAAGGUCGAAAAUACAUUUGGUGCAAGUCAAAUAAAUAGUAUGUUUUCUAUGCAAUCUUAUCAUAAGGCAAAUUUAGUUUAGAGGACUGGAGUUUUUGAAUUCAGAGGCUUGAAAAGUAACAAACUACAGUGAUGAGGGAUGGAGCAUAUAACAGGAUUUUAUUAUUUCUGUACUCAAGACGUUCAAAUAAAAUCUGAGAACCAUUUCAAUACAGUCAGACUAAGUGUUAGAAAUAGGUCAGUUAAAAGCAUUGUGCAAUAUUCAUGUGAUUUUUUUACACAUGCACACUCUUAUGGAACCGAGAACUGGCAUCAAUAUGAUACAUGCCCUUUAAAUAAUAGAAUUACCUGAUACUGUUCCUUGUCAAAAAUGAUCCAGGUAUUCAUGACGUAUCAUUGAAAAGAACAAGAAAAACAAGGAAACCGCAAGAUUGAAAGCAUGAUUGAUCUGAUGAUUUUGAGUUGCAUUUAUGUUGGACUGAUACCAGUUUUCUAAUUGACCAAUUUAUGAUAGUGACAAACUCAGAUCAGAUGCAAGUUACAAAGUCUUUUAACAUUGAUAAGUUUUAGGUGAUAAAAUACACAAUUUGUUUAGCAUCAGCAUUUCUGUAUCAAUUUAGGUGCAGGUAUAAAAGAAUAGUGAAUGGUUCUGAAGGUUUAAGUGCAACAAGAACUAUUUAUCAGCAUCAAGGAGUAAAAUGAACUGUGGUACUUAUUUCAACAUACUUGAUGAUUUGCAGACAUUUUGAAGAUCAUGUAUAAAUUUAUGCAGAAUGCAACAUAUAAUGAAUCCCAGUUUCUACAUUUACAGUCAAACCAUCAAUGGCAGAUGGAAGCACAUUUCCAGGAAGAGACACUACAGGUUUUACAUUUGCACAUGAAAAUCUGAGACACUACAGGUUUUACAUUUGCACAUGAAAAUCUUAAGUUUAAACUUGCAACCCAAAAAGCUUAAAUCAAUAAAAAUCAACUUAUGAAAUGGAUCUGACAAAAAAAAAUAAAGUUCACCUGUUGCAGGGUAAAAUAAAGCCUAUUGUUCCUGUGCAAAAAGAAAAUUUACACAACUUAAUCUAAUAUCCACUUUACUCUCCCAACCCUGUGGGCCUUAAUUAUGGUCGAUGCUGGGACAGACUGACACUGGACAAAAUUAAGGUCGUUAAAAACCUUGUAACAAAUACUCAGAAGGACUUCGACAUAUUGCAAGCUAUGCAGCAAAUUACAAAGAAAACGACUAAGACUCACCCAUUCUGAUCAUAGUUUAUCUUUUAAGCGAAGAUGGAAUCAGACUGCAUGCUGUAUCAGGUUACCAACUGCAUUCAGCUGCAAAUCAGUCAAUUGUUGAACCAUAAUUAAAACACAUGCAGCUAAAUCUUAAGGGCCAGAAACAUCUCACCUACCGAAAUGUAACUCAAUUAAACUAAGGCUUUCUAAAUGUACUAUUUUAGAUUGUAAGAGAAACUGAACAUCAAAUAUUACUUUCAAUUGUUUUGACCAAAUUUUCCCGAUUGUUUUCCUAAACCCUACUUUGAGGGUAUUUCAGUACAUAUUCUCACAAAUUCAGGAUAAAAUAACCUGUAAAUAAAAAUACUGAGCUCAGUAA
Messenger RNA from Stegostoma tigrinum, 10467 nucleotides. It is a transcript of the gene map3k19, whose product is annotated as mitogen-activated protein kinase kinase kinase 19. Gene Ontology annotation, biological process: protein phosphorylation. NCBI's taxonomy places the organism in Eukaryota, Metazoa, Chordata, Chondrichthyes, Orectolobiformes, Stegostomatidae. Bases 1 to 4650 code for a protein of 1549 amino acids. The record is from RefSeq and is a predicted model, not a curated record. The transcript is spliced from 13 exons. Gene Ontology annotation, molecular function: protein kinase activity; ATP binding.